AUGGCCAACGUCCCCGCCCUUGGGAUGAAGUCCCUGAAGGUGCACUUGGAGGUCGAGGGGGCGGACAGCGAGAAGAUCGUGCAGGUCUUCGACAGGGUCCGCGGCCACGACUCGGGGUGCAAGAAGGUAAAGCAUGCUGUUGCCGUUGUCUUGAACUACCAGGGGGACAUCGACUUGGCCGCGGCACGGGAGGCCAUGCUGGUCAACGACUACAAUGGCUUGCCAGAGCCUCUGCGCCCCAGAACAGGUCGGGAAGCGUUGUACACGAUGCAGGUGGUGCUAGCGCCCCCGGGCGAUGGCGAGGGCGCAGACAUCAUCAAGUACUUUCUGUUCUCGGGUCCGCAGCCGUUGGUCGAUGUCGAGAGUCGCCUCUUGUGCGAUGGCGAGGUAUUGGACGCGCUAUCCUGGGGCAAGGGAGGUGACGUCAAGACGCCGUGGAAAGUCUUGGUCUACAUGAUGGAUCGGCUCAGUGGCACGCACUUUCGGUACCACUUACCCCCACAGGCGAAGGGCGCAAAAGAUAAGAAUAAGUGCAUUCCUCAGGACGUGAUUGUUUCCCAGUGCCAGUUUAUUAAGGACAACGCCCCGCGCGGUAACUUCGAUUGCGAGCAGGUGAUGUGGAUCGACUUCCAGCUGAACGACCCGCAGAGCCCCGUCCACAACUGGAAGGGGGGGAAGGUCAAGGAGGUUCUCUCGCACAUCAGGGAUCAGAGCAUUCAAGCGAAGAAGAUCACGUAUCACCCCAUCUUCAUCUUCGACUCGGGGGACGAGGGCGUCGAGCGCGCGAAGCGCCUCGUUCCUACUUUCAAGAUCCAUUCCUGCCUCAUGGUCGUCGAGCCUGGCGAGAGGAAGACGCCGUACCUAAUGACGAUGGCAUUCGCCAUGGCCGACUACCACGCGGACAAGCAGGGCGACCGCAGUUUGGCAUCGCACCGAGAGGCGCCAGACCUAGACUUCUUCAGGGCUGAGGAGGGCACGAAGAACUGCCCGUGCGCUUUCUUGGACGUCGGCCAGUUCCAGGCGAUGACGAGGGAGCGGUGGGGGGCAGCCAAAUUCGUUCGCGGUCAGGCGCGCUUCGCCGCGGAGAACAUGUACGACGAGACGGCUGUUCCCACCAUGGACGCAUGGCGCGGCGCGUGCGUAUUGUCUCCAGCUGAGGCCAAGAAGAAGCGGAACCAGUACUUGUUCGACAUGUUGAAGCGUACCUUUCCCAAGGACAUGUCCAAGGCGAACGUCGCGGCCCUCUUGAAGCGGUCCUCCGUGGUCGUGAACACCCCCGAUGACGCGUUCGAGCGCUUGGCGGGGCUGGACUCGGACGCGACGGGGGCUCCGAAGGUGGGCCAGUACAUCACCGCGGCGGCGGGCAAUAUCUUGUACGACUACAUCAAGGACGGCGCGAUGCGGGACGCCGGGGAGCACCGCGCGCUCACGGACAAGCAGCUCCGCUUCAUGAAGGCGCUGCUGGACAUGGGGGCCGCGCCCGUGCCUCUCGCGGUGAAGAGGGAGCUCCUUGACGACGCCGAGGGCGGCAGUGGUGCGGCGGCCAGCGAGCCCCUCCCCAACUUGCCAAAGCGCGUCCGCUGGGCGAGGUCAUUCGGGGCCAUGCCGCAGGGCGAGAUCGACCUCUCGACCCCGCCCGACGCGCCCCCUGGCGCUGCCGCCGAGCCGAGCUCCCAAGACAUCGCCGCUGC
Messenger RNA from Prorocentrum cordatum, 1691 nucleotides. The record is from the annotation of a GenBank genome assembly. NCBI's taxonomy places the organism in Eukaryota, Dinophyceae, Prorocentrales, Prorocentraceae.